AAAACUUAGUACUAGUAAGGUGCCGGAUAGUCGUUUCUCACUUGGCCUCGUCCUCCACAUCGACACCACGCUUCGACUUGGUUGGCCCAUGAAUCCAUCUUAACCGUCGACAGGCUUGCAUGGGACGACUCAUCCUCACUCUCGUUUAAGGAGUCCAGCAGUCGAGUUGAAAUGCGGCGUAUUGGUGAACUCUAUCACUUCUGGCUGCAUGAAGCUCCACUGCUAACCAAGAUCGUGACGGCGGCCACGCUUUUCGGCACAGGAGAUCAGAUCGCACAGAGACUCGAGGCCAAGACGAAGGAGAGUGUUUUCGACGAGUUGUCGAGCGAUCGUGAACCGCAUCAGAAGCAAGAAAGCUCCGAGCUCGUAAGUACCAGCACAGCUCGUACACUACGAAUGAUGGUCUGGGGCGGGCUAUUUGCAGCUCCGAUCAUGCACACUUGGUUCCAUGUGAUCGAGCGAGUGAUCCCUGGCACCGGCAAACUCGUCGUGGCCAAGAAGGUCGCCGCAGACAUGAUGAUCAUCGCACCAGGAACGUCGCUGGCCUUUUACACGACUACCAAGUGCAUGGAGGGCGAGCCACUGCAUGAGUCUUUUGAAGUCGCCAAGGCCAAGUUACCUCCGACGUUGCUGGCCGAUUAUAUGCUGUGGCCGGCAGCAAACGCGGUCAUUUUUGGGCUGGUGCCACUGCAUUACCGCACGCCACUCACACACUGUGUCAGUCUCGUGUGGUCGACGUUCUUGUCUGAAAUGGCCAGCCACGAGCCGCUAAAGCUAACGAUGCCGUGGGGAUCUGGUGCCCCAAAGCCGUCAGUGCCGUCCAGUACCAUCGCACUGUAAACCAAACGUAAGGCCAAGUAAAAAAAAAAGCUGCAAAAUUGCUUUUAAUCCAUUGAAACUAAGUAAAAUCUACGCCGUCACGGCAUUUCCUACC
Molecule: messenger RNA, 934 nt
Organism: Phytophthora nicotianae INRA-310
Lineage: Eukaryota; Oomycota; Peronosporomycetes; Peronosporales; Peronosporaceae
Exons: 1
Coding region: 172-840 (222 amino acids)
Cellular component (GO): membrane; cytoplasm
Source: RefSeq, a predicted model, not a curated record